Messenger RNA from Microcebus murinus (gray mouse lemur), 3108 nucleotides. Lineage: Eukaryota; Metazoa; Chordata; Mammalia; Primates; Cheirogaleidae. The record is from RefSeq and is a predicted model, not a curated record.
AGCGCCUUCCGCUAUGGAAGGGUCCCGCAGUGGAUUAUCCAAAAUGCCACUGUCAUUCAGUGACCACAAUCCCUUCAGGCCUCCCGCCUCGCUCUCCGGAGACCGAGGGGCCUGCAGAAGUCGCCGUCCAAAUAAAACCACAUUCCUGCCGCAGCACGAGUGGAUGCAGGGUCGCAAGCAAGGUAGUGGCUCCAAUCCUUUCCAGCAUCUGGAGAAGAGUGCUGUCUUACAGGAGGCUCGUAUAUUCAAUGAAACUCCUAUCAAUCCAAGAAGAUGCUUGCAUAUUCUUACAAAGAUUCUUUACUUACUGAACCAGGGUGAAUACUUUGGAACUACAGAAGCUACAGAAGCCUUCUUUGCAAUGACUCGAUUGUUUCAAUCUAAUGAUCAAACACUGAGGAGAAUGUGCUACCUUACCAUCAAAGAAAUGGCUACCAUCUCUGAGGAUGUGAUAAUUGUCACAAGCAGUCUGACAAAGGACAUGACUGGAAAGGAAGAUGUGUACCGAGGCCCGGCCAUCAGGGCUCUCUGCAGAAUAACUGAUGGAACAAUGUUUCAAGCCAUUGAAAGAUACAUGAAGCAAGCCAUUGUGGAUAAAGUCGCCAGUGUAUCCAGUUCAGCACUGGUAUCUUCCUUACACAUGAUGAAGAUAAGCUAUGAUGUGGUUAAGCGCUGGAUUAAUGAAGCCCAAGAAGCUGCAUCAAGUGAUAAUGUUAUGGUUCAGUAUCAUGCAUUGGGGGUCCUGUAUCACCUUAGAAAGAAUGAUCGUCUUGCUGUUUCCAAGAUGUUGAAUAAGUUUAGUAAAUCUGGUCUCAAAUCACAGUUUGCUUACUGCAUGCUAAUCCGAAUUGCUAGUCGCUUACUAAAAGAAACUGAAGAUGGCCAUGGAAGUCCAUUCUUUGAUUUCAUUGAGAGCUGCUUGAGAAAUAAACAUGAAAUGGUUAUUUAUGAAGCUGCUUCAGCUAUUAUCCAUCUUCCUAACUGUACUGCAAGAGAGUUGGCACCUGCUGUUUCAGUUCUUCAACUUUUCUGUAGCUCUCCUAAGCCAGCCUUGAGAUAUGCAGCUGUGAGGACCUUGAACAAGGUGGCAAUGAAGCACCCCUCUGCUGUUACUGCGUGCAAUCUGGAUUUAGAAAACUUGAUCACAGACUCAAACAGAAGCAUUGCCACCCUAGCCAUUACUACACUCCUCAAAACAGGAAGUGAGAGCAGUGUGGAUAGGCUCAUGAAGCAGAUAUCUUCUUUUGUGUCUGAAAUCUCAGAUGAGUUCAAGGUGGUGGUUGUACAGGCAAUUAGUGCUCUCUGUCAGAAAUAUCCUCGAAAGCAUAGCGUCAUGAUGACUUUCCUCUCUAACAUGCUCCGAGAUGAUGGUGGCUUUGAAUAUAAGCGGGCCAUUGUGGACUGUAUAAUCACCAUUGUGGAAGAGAACUCUGAGAGUAAAGAAGCAGGUCUAGCCCACCUUUGUGAAUUCAUUGAGGACUGUGAACACACUGUUCUGGCUACUAAGAUUCUACACUUGUUGGGCAAAGAGGGCCCCAGAACGCCUGUCCCCUCCAAGUAUAUCCGCUUUAUUUUUAAUAGGGUUGUCCUGGAGAAUGAGGCUAUCAGAGCAGCUGCUGUGAGUGCUUUGGCUAAAUUUGGGGCUCAGAACGAGAGUCUUCUCCCAAGCAUCCUUGUACUUUUACAAAGGUGUAUGAUGGAUACUGAUGAUGAGGUUCGGGACAGAGCUACCUUCUAUCUGAAUGUGCUGCAGCAGAGGCAGAUGGCACUGAAUGCUACAUAUAUCUUCAAUGGUCUGAUGGUCUCUGUACCAGGAAUGGAAAAAGCCUUAUACCAGUACACACUGGAGCCUUCAGAAAAACCCUUUGAUAUGAAAUCGAUUCCUCUUGCAAUGGCUCCUGUCUUUGAACAGAAAUCAGAAAUCACACUUGUGGCUACUAAGCCAGAGAAGUUGGCUCCUUCCAGGCAAGACAUUUUCCAAGAACAAUUGGCUGCCAUUCCUGAGUUUAUGACUCUAGGACCCUUGUUCAAAUCUUCUGAGCCUGUUCAACUUACAGAAGCAGAGACAGAAUAUUUUGUUCGCUGUAUCAAGCAUAUGUUUACCAAUCACAUUGUGUUCCAGUUUGACUGUACCAAUACUCUAAAUGACCAGCUACUGGAGAAAGUGACAGUGCAGAUGGAGCCAUCAGAUUCCUUUGAAGUGCUGCGUUGUAUCCCAGCCCCCAGCCUCCCUUAUAAUCAACCAGGAAUAUGUUAUACUCUUGUUCGUUUGCCUGAUGAUGGCCCUACAGCAGGUACUGACCCAUAGAAGGGAGGAGAUACUUACAUGAUUAAGAAUGCAUUACCUCCUGAGCCUUCAAAUGUCUAUACAAAUGUUCAGCAUUCAAGAAUAUGGUUCUUUUCUAGAAUUUAAUGUAAUGAUAAUGGGGGGUAUAUUUUAAAAAUUGGUUUCACAAUUGUUUACUGCUACAAAAAUAUUAAUUUCAAAACAAGGCCUCUGAGUAAAAUUUGCUAAAUAUUCAGUCUUAAAGGAGAGAUUGAAUGUAUACCGUGGUAGACUGAAAAGGAACUGAGGCUUUUUGUUGGAACAGUAUAACCACUAGUGAAGGCUCAUAUAUGUAAUGUCUCCUAUGAAGAAAUUUUAAAAUACAGUGUUUAAAAAUACAUCAUGUAGCAUAAGGCUGGUGUCUGAGAGUAUUAUCUCUCAGCCUGAGUGGCUUAGCCAACCAUGUGUGUCCACAUUUGAGAAAGGCUUUGUAAUUCUCUAUUUGACCCAUAAAUAGUCUUUGAUGAGGGGAAACAGCCCCUAAGAGAACCAACUGCUUAUGUCAAUAGUAGUAUUUACAGAUUUGAGGAUUUAGGAAGAUCUUGUGACCUAUUGUUUGUGAAUGUCAAGUAUUUAUUGUACUUGAUUUCUUGUCCCCAUUUUCCUGAGUUCUUCUCUUCCCAUAUUUACUGUAGAAAACCCCGUUUCCAUAGAAAUAAGCACAGACAUCACAUUUAUGUUUUGCACAACUUUUAUUACUAUAAGUACAGGAAAACAGGUUUACAAAUUGACAAAUAUUGGGGAAGUUACAGAAGUACAAGAAAUCAUGAAAGUAUGAGUAA